Messenger RNA from Eupeodes corollae, 1087 nucleotides. RefSeq names its product nuclear transcription factor Y subunit beta-like. Bases 159 to 935 code for a protein of 258 amino acids. Gene Ontology annotation, molecular function: calcium ion binding. Lineage: Eukaryota; Metazoa; Arthropoda; Insecta; Diptera; Syrphidae. The transcript has a single exon. The record is from RefSeq and is a predicted model, not a curated record.
AGAACUACCCCUCUUAAUGGGUGACAGAUAAACUUUCACCUGAAUUGUCUGUUUCUGUCUAAAAAAGUUGUUUUUGUGACACGUCUGUCUUUUGCGGUGUGUUGUGAUUUCCGUUUCUACAAAAGUUCAUCUAUAUUUCCUCCAAAUUUGGCCUCAGAAUGAAACACCUGCAAUGUUUUUUUAUAAUUGCGGUGACCCUGACAAUUACUCUGGCCCAGAGAGUAGUUCCCGGAGUUAACCCACAGCAUUACCAACAACAACAACAACAACAACAAUACCAACAGCAAGUGCCACAAAUGCAAUAUGCCCAGCCAGGUCAAGUUCCACAGAUGCAACCCAUUCAACAGCAGCAAAUGCAACAGCCUCCUAUGCCCCAGCAAGCCAUGGGUCAGCAGCAGCCAAUGAUGCAACAGCAGCCCAUGCAUCAGCAACCUAUGAUGCAACAACCAGUUCAGCAGCAGCCAAUGCACCACCAACCCUUGCAACAACCCAUCCAACACGACCCAAAUGCAAUUCAUCAUCAACAACAACACAUGGCUCACAGACCUCAAGUCCUCGACCCAUCUAACAUCCAAGGUGAGAAGGCGCACAUUCAAGACCACAUCGAAGUGCCUCUAGACACCAGCAAGAUGUCGGAGCAGGAGCUCCAAUUCCAUUACUUUAAAAUGCACGAUUCCGACCAUAAUAACAAGCUGGAUGGAUGUGAAUUGAUAAAAUCACUCAUUCAUUGGCACGAAAAAGGCAGCAAGGAAGACGCCCACCAACACGAAGGUACCGGCCAUCAAGAUAAGAUAUUCUCCGACGAAGAAUUGAUCGCAUUAAUAGACCCAAUCCUCGAAAUGGAUGAUUCUGGUCGUGAUGGAUAUAUCGAUUAUCCAGAAUUUAUUAAAGCCCAACAGAAGGCUGCAGCUCAAAAUAAGGUUGAAAAACCUUAGGAGUUUAAGGAAGAACUCGUUUAAGUUUAGUUGUGAACUAUUUUUUUUUUAAUUUCUGUUUUAUACUUAAAUCAUUUUCCAAGAAAAUAUUACAUAAAAAAAGACCUUGAAUAUUUUUGAAAUAUACAAUUUCGUUUUCAGUUUUCGAAUAA